Molecule: messenger RNA, 998 nt
Organism: Gossypium arboreum
Lineage: Eukaryota; Viridiplantae; Streptophyta; Magnoliopsida; Malvales; Malvaceae
Product: 21 kDa protein
Exons: 1
Coding region: 86-697 (203 amino acids)
Biological process (GO): negative regulation of catalytic activity
Molecular function (GO): enzyme inhibitor activity
Source: RefSeq, a predicted model, not a curated record
CCACAAAGCUUAAUUUUGUCUAUAAAUCAACCCAUUGUUCCCCCACUGUAAACCCAUAAAUUUUUUCCUCUUGAACUGUUCAGCAAUGGAAGCCUCAUCUUCACACCAUGGACUAGCAAUCCUCUUCAUUGUCCUCACUUCACAAAUAGCCUUAACCUUAGCUUAUCCACCAUUUCUCAACGAUAGAAACAUUGAAUACAUCAAAUCUUCAUGCAGCACCACAACAUAUCCCAAAUUAUGUUACCAGUCCCUCUCAGUCUAUGCGAGCAGCAUCAGCACCAGCCCCAAAUUGUUAGUCCACACUGCACUCAAUGUAACUCUUAGAGCCAGCAAAGCGACUUCGAGGUUGAUGGUAAAGAUCUCGAGAUUCCACGGUUUGGAACCAAGGGUAGCUGCCGCCAUGGCUGAUUGUAUCGAGGUGAUCGGGGACUCGGUGGAUGAGCUGCAACAGUCGUUAGGGGAACUUGGUCACAUUAGUCGCUCGAACAUUUCACUUACGAUGAGCGAUGUUCAAACAUGGGUUAGUGCGGCACUGACAGAUGAGGAUACUUGUAUGGAUGGAUUUGCUGGGAACAACAUGAAUGGAUAUGCAAAGACAAUGGCGAGGAAACGUAUUAUUAAAGUUGCACAUUUGACAAGCAAUGCCUUGGCUCUCAUUAAUAAUUAUGCCUCAACUCAAGGUUACUAUUUACCUUAAUUUCUCAUGAAAACUUCAAAGAGAAAACUGAUCAAUAUGUAUAUAGGUAUAUCUUAGGAUCGAAUUCGGGAUUGGUGUCAACCAAAGAUUAGAUAUCAAUUGUGAUUCGGUCGACUAGGCUGCUUUUAUGUUUAUUUUGCUUUGCGUGUUGUAUGCUUAUCAUCAAACAAUCAGGGCAAUUAGAAAAAUGUUGUCCCAAACUAAGAUGGUAGGAGAUUGCAGAUUGUGUUGUGAACUGUAUUUAUUUCUUAAUUUCUGCACUAUAUUGUACCAAAGGAAUAUGAAAUUUAAGUGUGUGAAA